Phoenix dactylifera (date palm) is the source of this 760-nucleotide messenger RNA. The record is from RefSeq and is a predicted model, not a curated record. NCBI's taxonomy places the organism in Eukaryota, Viridiplantae, Streptophyta, Magnoliopsida, Arecales, Arecaceae.
UGUUGAAAGCGGGGUCUCAAGAGAUUCUUUUGCAGGUCUGCUUUUCGAAGUUUGAUUAGGUGAUUUGUUGAUUCUUGAUACAAGGUUCUCAGGGUGGAUUUUUUCGUGGUAGUUGCAUUUGUGAUCUCGAGGUUUUGGAAGAAAUCUUGAGACUACCGUAUUUAAAACUUGAACCGUCUGUGAUGACAUUGUUCUUCUGAGAGAUUUCUUGGUAAGAAUAUGGCAGAAGAUCGUAGCAUGAAUUUUCAGCAUGGGGAGUUUUCCCACAAUCUUUCUGCAACCAGCAAGUGGUUUCUUUUCAGUCAGGGGCAGUAAACAGCGCAACAGGGAUGAUCGGCACGAAUAAUAUGAUGGGAUUAGCAGCACAGCAGGGAUGAUUCUGGCUAAUAAUCCUGCAGUGAUGAUAAAUAAUGCUUCUUUGAUGAUCCCACCUAGCAAUUCUCCUAGCAAUAUCCUUCUUGAGCCGGUGCCUGGUCUCAAGCAUGGCAUAGGGUUGGCUGUCGACUGGUCAUAUGAAGAAUUGGCCGAGUUGAGGGAAGGUCUUGACAGAUAUGCAAAUGAACCUAAUAUCAUGAAGUAUAUCAAGAUAGCAGCUAGACUACCUGACAAGACUGUAAGAGAUGUUGCAAUGAGGUGCCGAUGGAUGACUGUAAGUAUUCCAUAUGUUAUAGAAUUAGUUGCAUUUUUUAAUUUAUUCUUCAUGAUAGCUCAUCUAUAUGCUGUUCUGAUUUCCUGUUGCACAUGUAUUAUGAUUUGUUAU